CUUUCAUAUCGAUGAAUAGGCAUUCUUACAUUGUAUCUUUUAGUAUAUCUGAUUUAUUUUAUCAACUAUCACGUUCGUUCGUUCAUAUCGAUCAUGUAUACAUAUCUUUUUUAUCGCUUGCGUUAACGUGACCUCAUAUUUGAUAACGAUAAUUUUAUUAUACUAUAGUAUGAUUGUAAUUUCUGUAUCAGUGCUAAGCAGACCGUGAUUUACUGUUACAAAAUAAUAAAAUAAUAUUUGUAAAAAAUGUUUUUGUUGUUAAUUCUUUCGGCUAUAGUUAUUUUUUUCUUAACUGUGAAAAUAUAUCAGAAGUUUACAUGUCGUGUUUGUCAGUCAAGUGUCCAUAUGGUGGGAAAAGUAGUGGUAAUAACUGGUGGUAAUAGUGGAAUAGGUUUGGAGACAGCGAAGAAUCUAGCGGACCGUGGAGCACGUAUUAUUAUAGCAUGCCGAAGUGUCAAGCGAGCUCAGGAGGCUAAAGAAGAGAUAAUUAAGACGACAGGGAAUAAAGACAUUGAAUACCGACGCCUAGAUUUGGCAUCAUUUCGUUCUAUUCGAGAAUUCUGUGAAAACAUAUUGAAAACAGAAAAACGUUUAGAUGUUCUUAUAAAUAAUGCAGCUGCAGGUGGUCUUGGGAACUAUAAGACUGAAGACGGUAACCACGUGGGUAUGCAAGUGAAUUAUUUUGGACCAUUUCUGUUAACGAAUCUCCUGUUGCCACUUUUAAAAUCCUCCGCACCGAGUCGAAUUGUAAAUGUAUCUUCGGUCAUUCAUAAAUAUGGUGAAAUGGACUUUGAAAAUUUAAACAUGGAAAAGUACUGGAGCGAUUAUUUGGUUUAUGCUAAUAGUAAAUUAUAUUUAAAUUUAAUGACGCUGGAGCUCAGCCGCAGAUUGAAAGGAACGAAUGUUACUGUGAAUGCUUUGCAUCCAGGUGUUGCAGCCACAAAUAUUUUCAGAAAUAUAAAGAGUGAUAUUAUUCGAAAUGUAGUAUUAGUUAUUUUAAAUUCUUUAUAUAAAAGCGUUUGGGAGGCAGCACAGACAUCGAUAUAUCUCGCUGUUUCGCCAGAUGUGCAAAAUGUGAGUGGUCGCUAUUUUAGCAAUUGUCGUGAGAAAACGCCAUCUAAAUUGUCUAGAGAUUCAGAAAUUGCAAAGAAACUUUGGGAAGAGUCAGAAAAAAUUGUAAAACACACGUCAAAUAUUAGCUAAUGCAUCGCUAUUAAAAAUUGUAGAUGACAACAAAUAUGGACUAAGUCAGUUUUACUAGUUCCUUACGCUUAUCCUCGCAAAGAAGUUGAACUCUCUUUAGUUUUUUCGAGGUCAGUGAAUCGGUUUGCUCAUAUCAUUUAUUUGAAUAGAUAUUGGACAUCAUAUCAUACAUAUUUUAAACGUAUUAGACAUGAUGUAUGUUUUAGAUAUGGUAUGAAUGUUUCACAAUUUUUAUUCAUUAAAGUUUGUUAAUAAUAGUGUUAUUCAAAUACGAAUAAUUAUUAUAUUAUAUUGAAUAUUCUUCAUAUUCUUGCAUUUGUAACAUAAAAAAUGGCGAUGUGUUUUAUUGAAGGAUAGGUAUAUUACGUAUUUUUAUAACCGGUUCCUAAAAUUAAUUGCAUUGUGCAAAAACCUUAAAGAUCAAACUUUUACCUGUGUCUAUAGUCCAUAUUUAUCUUACAAGUAGAAAAAUUGUUGUAUAAAUUAUAUUUAUUUGAUAAGUGCGUGUUAUUUAUAGGGUUUAAUUGAAUGGUUUUUUAGAGAGAUACUUUUAUUAUAGUAUUUAUUUCUUUUAUAUUAUAAUGUUAUGUGUUAUAUUUAAUGAGUUUGGGAAUAUUUUUUUCACAUUUAGCAAUGUUAAAUAUUAAUUAAGUUUACUUGUACAUAUAUUAUCAUUAAUCAUAUUUAAAAAUUAAAAGUCUUAUCGUUUAAAAUAUAAUUAUUUUUUCGUAUCGUUAACGCAUACGAAGAAUCUUUACUUUUUCUAGAACGGUUAUCUGAUUUUGGAGCCGCAUAGUCACAAUUCUACCUAGUCUAUUACAUUUUAGUUCGGUAAGAAUGCAUGGGUGCGUUUGUUGAAAUCGUAUUUGCAUUUUCUGUUAAGCAGUGUACACGAUCGGUUCGCCCGUUUUGUCCCAAGUGCACGACUGGGGAUCUUAGAAGCCGCAAACAACCGUUCAUGUGCGAGGCUCGUCCAGCUGGAAAACCGAACAUGAGACACUGGUCAUACUAUAGCAUGUUGUAGUAAUAACUUUCAAAUAAAUUAAUUAUUAUCGAUCGUCUAUCGAUACUAUCUAAAUGACGAUUCAAUUAUUAUUAUUUUAAGGUAAUUGAGUGUGCUUAAUCUUCGACAUACCCCAUAAAUAAUUUACUUAUCACAAUAUCAAUAAUUCAAUGUAUACAUUUUAAUUUACUUAUCGCAUUAGCAGUUUUCAGUGUAUUUUCAUUGAAGAUUUUAAUUAAAUUUUCAUAAGAAAAUUACCUAAUUUUAUAAAAUAUAAUAAAUAUCCUUCCUCCUUCUUUACACACUGGGUGAAAAUGCUUAAUGUAAGCUCAACGGUUAACAUUUAAAGAAAUAUGCUUAUAAGGCUGUGGAUCCUGAAAUUCUGCGACCCCUGGUCGGGCAAAUAAUAAGUUAUUGGGUUUCACGGUCGAGAAAUAGUAAUGCGUAAUAUUUAAAUUAGUAGUGCUUACAUUCCCUUGCCUUAAAAAGCACGCGAAGUCGUCAGUUGAGGCUGAAGUACCUAACUGCUGGAUGGCGUUGGAUGAUACGAUGAUAUCCCUAAAAAUUCCUAAAUCUUAAUGACAUUUAUUAUUAUGAUGGGUGACUGUGUUUUACUGUACUGUAACCACGCGGCAAAUGUGUAUUAUGGAACUAAUAUAAUUUUUAUAUUUUUUAUAUUGUAUACUCGCUUACUUCGAUACGAUGGUUGUGAUGUACAGUAAUAAUAGGCACUAAUUCAUUAUUGUAUUAGACAUAAUGUUUGUAAGUAGCUAUAAGCCUUAAUAAUUCCUUACCAUAAUGUCUUAUAUUUACUGUUUCAUUAUGUGAUUGAGUGUUAAUUGAUGACGUCACUGAUGGAUUCAUAAUGUUCUGUAAUAAACUAUCGGGCUGACAAAUUUGCAGAGUCAGUAAAAUCGUCCUUGACUAUUAUUGUAAAUGACCAAGUCUUUGUUCUCUAAGAUUGCAAAUAAUAAUUAUACCUAUAGUACUAUAUAGUAUACUCAUGUAUAUUUAGUCAGUUCACAAAGACUAUAUAUAGAAAUACAUACAACUUAUAUUUACGGAACAUGAAAUAUUUGCUCAUUAAUUCUUAGAAAUAUUGGGUUUAUUAUAUAAUUUUUAAAUGU
Vanessa atalanta (red admiral) is the source of this 3333-nucleotide messenger RNA. RefSeq names its product retinol dehydrogenase 14-like. The transcript has a single exon. Lineage: Eukaryota; Metazoa; Arthropoda; Insecta; Lepidoptera; Nymphalidae. Gene Ontology annotation, molecular function: oxidoreductase activity. The record is from RefSeq and is a predicted model, not a curated record. The coding region runs from base 247 to 1203 and encodes 318 amino acids.